Carica papaya (papaya) is the source of this 909-nucleotide messenger RNA. The record is from RefSeq and is a predicted model, not a curated record. Lineage: Eukaryota; Viridiplantae; Streptophyta; Magnoliopsida; Brassicales; Caricaceae.
AUGGCGGCCUCUAAGGCUAAAAGCCUUAGUUCUCUCUUCCAAGAAGGACUCAAACUGAAAGCGGCCACUAAGUCUCCAUCUUUGUCAUCUUCUUCUACUGCUUUACUAAUCUCAUCAGUCGAGGACGGGACUUGUAGACAGGUUGUUUCAUCUCCAUCCAUUAAAUCCUCAGAGCCCAAAAAACUUCCUCAAACAUACUAUACUCUUCCAAGCUUGAACCUUGACCCUGCCUCAACUUCUGGUGAAUCUGCAAAGCCUUUAUGUGAGGAGAUAUCAUCCAUGCUAGCUGCUGGUUCUCCUGAUUCACUCCAGGACAAUAAGGGGAAUUCAAUAAAGAAGUUAGAGAUCCCAUGGUUUCCAAGUGUGUCUUCCAUUAACAUAUCAGUGAAACGAAAGGAAAUAUCACGUGAAAGGAAGCGAAAAUUCAUUUUCAAUAAUAGCCACGUAAAUCGCUUUAAAAAGCUGGUUACCAGUUGUGCAGACAAAUUGGGUACAGAUGCUACUAUUAAGAUAUUUGGUAAACUGGGACGAGAAACUGGCAUAAAGGAGUACAAUGCACUGAUUGGAGUUUAUAUAAGAAAUGCUAGGACAAGUAUUGAUCUAGAAGUUGCAUUGGAACAAAUUGGAAAGGCUUUUGAACUUCUUAAAUUAAUGAAAGAGCAGGGAUUUCAAAUAGGUGAUACAACUUAUGGUCCAUUGCUAAUGUAUUUAAUAGAUAUGGGCAUGAUAGAGGAAUUCCAGGCUUUCUGUGAAUUUAUCAAAGACGGAACAUCUGGUUGUCUUCCAAGGCUAGGUUAUUAUGAGAUGCUAUUGUGGAUUGAAGUUGAUAAUGAACAGAAGAUCCAGGAACUCUGCAAUUGCAUUGGCAGUGACAUUGGGGAAGAUAUUUCAAACCUAGAAGGUACCUAA